Penicillium robsamsonii is the source of this 1758-nucleotide messenger RNA. RefSeq lists its product as uncharacterized. The record is from RefSeq and is a predicted model, not a curated record. NCBI's taxonomy places the organism in Eukaryota, Fungi, Ascomycota, Eurotiomycetes, Eurotiales, Aspergillaceae. The transcript has a single exon. Bases 1 to 1758 code for a protein of 585 amino acids.
AUGGCGUUCCAGGUCCCAACACACGUUCCUCGCCGCAGAACGUCCUAUUCAACUCCCCAGCCACCUACUCUUGACAUCCCCUCCUCGCCCGAACAGCGCGAUGACGACACCGCACAAUGGGUCCUAUUUUCCCCGACCGCUCGUACACACACGACUUCAACCGAUCGCACGCGUACUGUGGGAGCUUCUCGACUGAGUGACUUCGGCUCAUUCGCUGCCACCCAGUCUGUAUCUGGCGUCGACGGUGAACUCGAUGACGAGAAUGCCCUCGACGACCAACUAGACGAAGAUGGAACCGAGCUGGACAGCCUAGACGAUGGACUGCACGCCUUUCGGGCACCCGAUCUGGCCCCGGCUUCCCCAAUAAAGGUUGAUCAGGGGCCGCCGGCGAUGCUUCCGGCCCAUGAUGGGUUGGGCAGUUUCCAGGCUUCGAGUCAGGCAGUCCAAGAUCAGCUCUGGCGGCACGAACAAUACAACCCCCAGCGGCUAUCGUAUGGUCAUCUCCAACAUCGGCGUAACUCGAGCGUGCAGAGGCAUUUGGAUACAGUCGAGGAGGGCGAGGCAAAUGUCGAGCGAGAACGGUGGCAGCGAAUCGAAGAAUGGCGCAUGGACCAGAGCCGGGCUCUAUUGCAGGAGAUCGAACGGGAAACUAGACAAAGGCGGACUAGUCUGACCAGCCGAUCGACCCUUCGUCGUUCUGUUGAUCACAGCCCCCAGACGCGUGUGUCCGAUGUGCUAUCACGAGAUGUAUCUCUGGCGAAAGAUGUGUCGGAAGACGAAGAGUCUUUCUGGCGCCGUAUUACCCGAACGGUGAUCCGUGACCUGAUCGGGAUUGAUGAUUCCUUGCUCUCUGUGAUCUUUGGUGAGUCGUUGCCGCUGGACGCGCAAUCUCACACCGAGGAAGAUCCAUUAGACAUGGAAACGGUACUUGCUCGCGAACCAGAGCCAGAGUAUAGCGAUUCACCGCUGUGGCAGGCAAAGGUGCUGAAGACGAUCGCCCAUGAGCUGGGUAUACUUGUGCAUCAACUUUGUGAACACCCCGGGGCAUUUACAGCAUAUUAUCAAAUGACCAAAGAUAUAUCCGCCGAAUAUGCGGGGAUGUCUCUCAACCGCCUAGCGGAAAGCGGGAUCUCUCAGAAACCCGCCGAAUCCACCUCAUUCACCACCGCGGAUACAACUGGCGAGUCCAUGCUAUCCCCCCACUUCUUGCCCACACUUCGAGACUCAAACCGUGAACACGAAGCACAGUGGGGCAUUGAAGAUGAGGACCCAAAGCAAGCUGACCAACUCCCCGAAUCAACAAAACUCCAACACGAAUCCGAGUACUGGGAGAGCGGCCUUGAUGUAAUGAUGGUCUUCCGCUACCUCCGCAACCGCUUCAGCCGCCGAGGCUACAUGCCCAACGAAACGCACACACCAACUCCACCUCGCCGCCCGCAAGAUGCAUCCCGCCGAGCAGCCAUUAUCCGGCAACAUCACCCACUCGUAGCGCGUGCCCACUCCCGAUCACAAAUGCAGAACCGUCGCGCAUCACAAUUCUCUGGUGUGUCCAGCCCAGCGGGUGUCUCCUCCCCACUCCUACGACCGCAUCUCCGACGACCUAGCUCCAGCUGCGCCAGCCAGAGCGCCAAGCUCUCGGCUAUUUCCAGCCGGCGGACGAUGACAAGCUCUAGCCGGAACUACUGGGAUAUUGGCGGUAGCGAAAGCAACAGCGUUAUCGGUGUUGGAGCUGGGCUCGGCAACUGGGGCGAGGUGUGA